Guyanagaster necrorhizus is the source of this 432-nucleotide messenger RNA. Its product is annotated as thioredoxin-like protein. The record is from RefSeq and is a predicted model, not a curated record. The transcript is spliced from 4 exons. NCBI's taxonomy places the organism in Eukaryota, Fungi, Basidiomycota, Agaricomycetes, Agaricales, Physalacriaceae. Gene Ontology annotation, molecular function: protein-disulfide reductase activity. The coding region runs from base 1 to 432 and encodes 143 amino acids. Gene Ontology annotation, cellular component: cytoplasm.
AUGUCCUCGCUCACCCUCAGAUCCCUCGCGUCCCGUCUCUCCCGCCGCAACUUCUCCUCCACCCCUCGCAGCUUUGACCACUACCUCGAUGCCGACUUUCACACCUUUAAAAAAGUGACCACAGCAGAAGGACGCAUCAUCCUCGUCGAUUUCUAUGCAGAGCUCAUGCUCUGCAGCUGGUGUCAGCCUUGCAAGGUCCUCUCUCCCAUCCUCGAACACCUCACCCAAGAUCCUGCUACCGAGACUGCCUCUCGCCAGCCGUUGGAUCUAGUGACCAUAAACACUGAUACCGAAGAGGGAAGGGAGCUUUCUCAACGCUUCAAAGUACGCGCACUUCCAACCGUCGUGGCAUUCCAGGGAGGCAAGGCCAUCAAGACCUUUACUGGCGCGCUGAGGGAACAUCAAGUUCGCCAAUUUUUGAGGGAGAUAUGA